CUCUCACAAUGCCUACCUUUUGCAAUAGGGAGAAAGCCAAAAAAGAAAGCAACCACCACCGUCGCGUCCCGAGAAAAGUCUCUCGAGACCCAACUGCCCCUCCCCUCCUUUCCUCGAAAAUUCCCGUGACCUUCGAUAACAAGCCUUCCUUUUUAAUCAUCACCAUCCCAAAUCAAUCGCUGGAUCUACGCGUUCCGUGUUUUCUGCGAUUCGCUUAUUUUUUCGAGGAGGAUAAUUGCGCGUUGAUUGUUGAUUUGUCGUUCUCGAUUUAGGGUUUGUUUUCCUCCCUUUUGGUCCGUCUUCGCUCUCUGGUUAGGGUUUUAUUCCGUUUUGUGAUGGGUGAGGAGGGUUCAGCGGUUGUUGCCCUAGGCGGCGAUGGAUUUCCUCCUGAUGAUUCCGAUGUUGGUUUUGAGUUUGAGGACGACGAUGAAGAUCUCACUAUUGACUUCGAAACGAUUUACCGUAUUCUAGAUGAGAAGCCGCCCGAUUUUACUGAGGGUAGCCAAGAAACUUUAUCUCCAGCUGGUUCCUCUCCUGACGACCUCAAGGGUUCACACUUGCAAAAUGGAACUCAGAUGGUUGAUUCCUUUGCUUCGCCUUCUGGGACUGGGUUGUCUGGUUCAUUUGAUGACCAUGUCAAACUUGACUCUGGCAGCCUUAGUCCUUCAAGUCUUAAAGAUUGGUUUUCUGUGAGCCAAGAUGAGAAGCCUAUCGAACCCUAUGCUUUUUCUUAUAACUCCAAUGCUCUCAGUAACCCUGCGGAUCACUCUUCUGCACAAAAUUGCUACAAUACAAGUGGUGCUUCCUUAUCCGAACAUACCCCCAGUUUCGCAUUUCAGUUCUUUCCCAACAAAGAAGAAGCUGUAAAUGAUGUUGACUCUCGUGUGAGCGAGUGUCUGUCGGAUGGUGCCAGCCGGAUGGUUUUUGAUAAACACGGGAGAGUAGAUUACGGAUACUUAGACAGGAAACCUGUUGUCGAUUUCUCUAGUACUGGACCCUCAGUUCCUCUUCCCUGUGCCAAACCGUACAAUACUUUUGACAGUCACUUAGCUGAUAAUGAUGUUGACCGGCCUGAUAAUUGUUCAAGCAGUUUUCUGCGUAAUAAAGCUGCCCCUGUCGAGGUUAAGCCAGAGGCUGAGUUAGAUAAACUGGUUUUUAGUUCAGUUCCAAAGGCAGAAAACAUUAUUGACCCUGUUAAUGCACCUGGGGAAACCAGUCAUUGGUGGUCUGGUGCAUCUGGCUGUUCACUCUCCUAUCAGACAGAUAUUGAAGAAGGAUUCACAUUUAUGGCACAGCAAACUAGUUUCCCUAGUCAAGACAAUGGCAACUCCAAUAAAUUUUAUGAUUCAAAUGCAUGUUUGCAAUAUGUAGCAGCAGAUCCGAGCCCAGCGACACAGAUCAAUGGGUACUUAGGCUCUCUGACACAACAGGUAAACCAAGAACAUAUUCAACCAAGGAGCGUUGACUAUAAUUUCUCAAAUGGGAGCUUUGAAUCAGUUCAAAAUCUAUCUGGAGAAAGUAUAUCCGACAGUGAUGAUGAUUCUGAUGUCUACAUAAUAGAGCCUAAUGGUCAAUCUGUAAACCCGUAUCGACCUCUAGCUAUCAAAAGCCCGGUGGUUUCUUCACAAUAUUCUUCAAGUGGUCAUACUUUUAAUCAACCUGGAGGCACGAGGCUCCAGUCAAACAAAGAAAAUAUGAUUUUUCAAGCUGCAUUGCAGGAUCUCUCUCUGCCUGAUGCUGAAGCAAAUGUUCCUGAUGGUGUCUUGGCAGUUCCGCUUAUGAGACAUCAGCGAAUUGCAUUGUCAUGGAUGUCCAAUAAGGAGACAACUGGCUUCCCCUGUUCGGGAGGAAUUCUUGCUGAUGAUCAGGGCCUUGGGAAGACAAUUUCCACCAUAGCACUCAUACUAAAGGAACGGUCUACACCUUCCCGAACAUGUGAAGAAAGUAUCAAGAAAGAAGUUUUUGACUUAGAAAGCGAGGGUGGAGAAUGUGCGUCCUCAGAACCUAAUGAACAGAGUGAACAAGUUGAUGGAAAUAGUGUGGAUAAGGUGAGGGGAAGGCCAGCUGCUGGAACGCUUGUUGUCUGUCCCACGAGUGUUAUGCGACAGUGGGGUGAUGAAUUACGCAAGAAGGUAACUAGUGAAGCGAAUCUCUCUGUACUUGUAUACCAUGGGUCCAGCAGAACAAAGGAUCCUCAUGAGUUGGCUAAAUAUGAUGUUGUGGUUACUACAUAUUCUAUCGUGAGCAUGGAAGUACCAAAGCAGCCUCUUGUUGAUGUUGAGGAUGAAGAGAAGGAUGAUUUACAUAAUGGUGAAGGAGCAGCUGGUGACCUUUGCCCAAAUAAGAAAAGGAAAUAUCCUCCCGAUUCUCAAAAGAAGGGCUCCAAGAAGAAGAAACGUCUUGAUCGCGCAUCAGUUGAGGCCCAGUCGGGCCCUCUUGCGAAAGUUUCCUGGUUCAGAGUUGUUCUGGAUGAGGCACAGAGCAUUAAGAAUCACAAGACCCAAGUUGCAAGAGCAUGCUGGGGCCUUCGUGCUAAACGGAGGUGGUGUUUGUCUGGUACUCCAAUCCAGAAUUCAAUUGAUGACCUCUACAGCUACUUCCGGUUCCUCAAAUAUGAUCCUUAUUCUUCCUACAAUUUGUUCUGUAAUUCAAUUAAGAAUCCUGUAGCUAAGACCCCGGUGAGAGGGUAUCAGAAGCUGCAGGCUAUCCUUAAAACAGUGAUGCUUCGCCGAACUAAAGGUUCACUUAUUGACGGGAAACCCAUAAUCUCCUUACCUCCGAAGUCUAUAGAGUUGAGAAAAGUGGAUUUCACUGAGGAGGAACGUGAUUUCUACACCAACUUAGAGAGCGAAUCUCGUAGUCAAUUCCAGGAAUACAAAGAAGCCGGGACAGUAAAGCAAAAUUAUGUAAAUAUUUUGUUGAUGCUCUUGCGUCUUCGCCAAGCUUGUGAUCACCCUCUUCUCGUUAAAGGUGAAUACAGUUUUACUUGGGAGGCCUCGCUCGGAUUAGCUAAGAAGGAGAAUUUCUCAGAAGCUUCAUUGCAAAUUUGUGGUAUCUGCAGUGAUUCACCUGAGGAUGCUGUUGUGUCAGUCUGUGGUCACGUUUUCUGCAAGCAGUGCUUUUAUGAAUGCAUUACGGGAGAUGACAAUCUAUGCCCGAUGGCCAACUGCAAUGGCAGACUCUCUGCGAUGCCUUCUAUGCAUGAUAGUGCUACUUCGGUUCAUGUUGAGACUGCUGACUCUUGUUCUGAAGGUCUUCCAUAUGAGUCAUCUAAAAUCAAGGCUGCUCUAGAGAUCUUACAAUCACUUGCCAGACCACAGGAUUUGACAGAUAUGAAGCAGAUAUCUCAAAAGGGAGCGGACUCUGUAACGCCACUCAAGGUUGUUGGAGAAAAAGCCAUUGUUUUCUCUCAGUGGACAAAGAUGCUGGACCUACUUGAAGCUUCUCUUAUAAGUUCGCGUAUUCAGUAUAGAAGGCUCGAUGGAACAAUGUCAGUUGCUGCUCGCGACAAAGCAGUGCAGGAUUUCAACACUCUCCCUGAGGUUACUGUAAUGAUCAUGUCACUCAAGGCUGCUAGUCUCGGACUGAACAUGGUAGCAGCGUGUCAUGUUCUAAUGCUAGACUUGUGGUGGAACCCAACAACCGAGGAUCAGGCUAUUGAUAGAGCACAUCGCAUAGGACAGACGCGACCAGUAACAGUGGUUCGAUUCACAGUGAAAGAAACAGUCGAAGAUCGCAUAUUAGCCCUUCAGCAAAAGAAGAGAAUGAUGGUAGCGUCUGCAUUUGGUGAAGAUGAAAAGGGAAGCCGACAGUCUCACCUCACCGUAGAGGACUUGAACUAUCUGUUUAUGGCAGAUUAAUGAGAGCUCUUUUUGACCAGUGCGUGGGUACAUAUGAUAGGAUUUUCUUUGUGCAGUUUAUGGAGGGAGAAACUAUUGGUAUAAACUGACUACAGGUAUGGGAAUAUGGAAAUAGGAAAAACUGAAUUUGAUUGGUGGUUAUUCUAUUUAGACUUUUAGGUAUUGCAAUGAAGACAUUAAGAGUCCUUUGCUUUUGAAUCGCUCAUUGUAAGAAUACAUUUUGAUUGGUCAGUCAGGUUAACUAGAGCUUUUACUUCUUCGA
Molecule: messenger RNA, 4122 nt
Organism: Raphanus sativus (radish)
Lineage: Eukaryota; Viridiplantae; Streptophyta; Magnoliopsida; Brassicales; Brassicaceae
Product: helicase-like transcription factor CHR28
Exons: 11
Coding region: 336-3860 (1174 amino acids)
Molecular function (GO): ATP-dependent chromatin remodeler activity; ATP binding
Source: RefSeq, a predicted model, not a curated record